UCCAAAACGUACGGUACUACGAAACAGUCGCUAGCAGCUUACUUUAGAAGCGCUCAUAAAAACUUUUGUUCCUUUGACUGUUAAAUUUUGUACUUCUUUCUCUUUUUCUUUUUUUUAAAUCUCUCAGAAACUCUUAAAGAACAACAUUUCGGACAUAUCUUUCUUCACAAUCUCAUGUUUUUUUAAAUUUCUUCUUUGUUUCAUGUCGGACUCAACAGCUAUCCAUCGCCUCACUGUCUCUCACCGGAAUCUAGGGUUGUCCAGGAAGAACUCUUCUGUGUUUGUUUGAUUUGAGCUAAUCAGAAAGGUGAAAUUGAGAAAAUGGAGGGUGAAGUUGCUACUAACGGAGUGAUUCUCAAGCAUAAUGGUGUAAAGGAUAUUUCUUUAGAAACUUGUUGGCCAGAGAAGAAGAAACCGGUUGAGGCAACGAGUCUUAGCAGUGGUUCAUCAGACAUAGAAGAAGAGAUUAGUGUGGAAUGUCCUAAGCGAGUGGCUAAUCAAAGACGGAAACGGUCUAAAGCUGAUGAGAUUAAAACGAAAUCUUCAAGAAAGAGGAAAUGUGAUGAUGAGAACAAGUGUGAAGAGAAUGAGAAGAAGCAGAGGAGCUCUGUUAAAAAGAGAGCAACUACAUGGAAAGAAGAAGAAGUUGUUGUUGAUGAUGAAAAGAAAUGCGAACAACAACUCCAACUAGUUCCUUCCAGCAAGGCAACAUCUCGAAGCAGGAGCAAGAAAUCAGUCAGUGUGGAUACUUGGUUGGUUAACAACGAGAUUGAUGUUAGCGCUUUGAGUUCGCGUUCUGAGUCUGAACUUUCGGAUUCUUAUCUGAAAACCGAGUACUUUAAUGACUGCAGAAGCAUGACAAGGAGUUUAAAGGCAAAUUUGGGAGAGCUUGCAAUUUGCCAUCAAUGCUCUAAAGGGGAAAGAAGAUAUCUUUUCAUUUGCACCUUUUGUGAAGUGAGGUUGUAUUGUUUUCCAUGCAUAAAGAAAUGGUAUCCCCAUUUGUCCACGGAUGAUAUCCUUGAAAAAUGUCCCUUUUGCCGAGGAACUUGCAACUGCUGCACAUGUUUGCACUCUAGUGGUUUAAUCGAGACAUCUAAGAGAAAGCUCGAUAAAUACGAAAGAUUUUAUCAUCUUCGCUUCUUGAUUGUGGCGAUGCUUCCUUUCCUGAAAAAGUUAUGCAAAGCACAAGAUCAAGAAAUCGAAACCGAGGCUAAGGUUCAAGAUUCAAUGGCUUCUCAAGUUGAUAUAUCCGAGAGUCUAUGCUCAAAUGAAGAGCGUGUCUUCUGUAACCACUGUGCAACAUCAAUUGUUGACUUGCAUCGAAGCUGUCCAAAGUGUUCAUAUGAAUUGUGUCUGAACUGUUGCCAAGAGAUCCGUGGAGGUUGGCUUUCUGACCGCCCGGAAUGUCAGCUACAAUUCGAGUACAGAGGGACCCGGUAUAUACAUGGCGAAGCUGCAGAACCGAGCUCUUCUUCUGUUUCCGAGGAUGAAACUAAAACUCCAUCCAUCAAGUGGAAUGCUGAUGAAAAUGGAAGCAUACGGUGUGCGCCAAAAGAGCUAGGAGGUUGCGGGGACUCUGUGCUGGAGCUUAAGCGAAUCUUACCAGUGACUUGGAUGUCAGAUUUGGAGCAAAAGGCAGAAACAUUCUUAGCCUCUUAUAGUAUCAAACCGCCAAUGUCAUAUUGUAGAUGUUCUUCUGAUAUGAGUAGUAUGAAGAGGAAGGCAGCUUCGAGGGACGGAUCUAGUGACAAUUACCUUUAUUCUCCUGAUUCUUUGGAUGUCCUGAAGCAAGAAGAACUUCUGCAUUUCCAAGAGCAUUGGUCCAAAGGUGAACCAGUGAUUGUUCGAAAUGCUCUUAACAACACAGCUGGUUUAAGCUGGGAGCCAAUGGUGAUGUGGCGGGCUUUAUGUGAGAAUGUUGAUUCAGCAAUUAGCUCUAAUAUGUCUGAUGUCAAAGCUAUCGAUUGUUUAGCUAAUUGUGAGGUGAAGAUAAAUACUCUAUGUUUCUUUGAAGGAUAUAGCAAAGGAAGAACAUAUGAAAACUUCUGGCCUGAGAUGCUGAAGCUGAAGGAUUGGCCUCCUUCAGACAAGUUUGAAAACCUUUUACCUCGUCACUGCGAUGAGUUCAUUUCCGCAUUACCAUUUCAAGAAUACAGCGAUCCUAGAUCAGGAAUUCUCAACAUUGCUACAAAACUUCCUGAAGGACUUCUUAAACCAGAUCUUGGUCCAAAAACUUAUGUUGCAUAUGGGACUUCAGAUGAGCUCGGUAGAGGAGAUUCAGUCACUAAGCUUCACUGUGAUAUGUCAGAUGCUGUUAAUAUUCUGAUGCAUACUGCUGAAGUAACACUAAGUGAGGAGCAAAGGUCUGCAAUUGCAGAUUUGAAACAGAAACAUAAGCAACAGAAUGAGAAAGAGCUUCAGGAGCAAAAUGGUUUAGAGGAAGAAGAGGUUGUGAGUGAUGAGAUUGUGGUUUAUGAUGAAACAAGUGGUGCACUUUGGGACAUCUUUAAAAGAGAAGAUGUUCCUAAGCUUGAAGAGUAUCUAAGGAAGCAUUGCAUAGAAUUCAGACAUACUUAUUGCUCUCGUGUUACAAAGGUGUAUCAUCCAAUACAUGAUCAGUCAUAUUUCUUAACCGUGGAGCAUAAAAGAAAACUCAAGGCAGAAUUUGGGAUUGAGCCAUGGACAUUUGUGCAAAAGCUAGGAGAAGCAGUGUUUAUUCCAGCAGGUUGUCCUCAUCAAGUUCGGAAUCUCAAGUCGUGCACAAAGGUAGCUGUUGAUUUUGUUUCCCCUGAAAACAUCGAUGAGUGUCUCCGUUUGACUGAUGAGUUUCGACAACUCCCUAAGAACCAUAAAGCCAGAGAAGACAAACUUGAGAUAAAAAAGAUGGUGAUCUAUGCAGUUGAACAAGCUCUGAAAGAAGUGGAGACAUUAUUGCUAGAUCGCAGCUAAAAGCUCUAUAGCUUUGUUGUUGUAGGAUUAACAGCAGAUUUUGUAGAAUUGUUAAAGCCAUGGCUAUUGUAGUUGGCUUUUGCUGUGAUAUAUGUAUGUAAAAGAGACAAGUGUCUCUUGAAAAGAAUGAUUUCCUUUUUUUCAAAUGGGAUUUUGAUGUAACUUUUCCUUUUCCGGUCUGUUUUGGCAUAUGAAUGAAUAUUUGAUGUAAGCUUCUUUUGUAUAGUUUUGUAUCUUUACAUCAUUUUGAGAGCAAAUGAAAGUUUAU
Messenger RNA from Arabidopsis thaliana (thale cress), 3217 nucleotides. RefSeq names its product Transcription factor jumonji (jmjC) domain-containing protein. Gene Ontology annotation, biological process: chromatin remodeling. Gene Ontology annotation, cellular component: nucleus. The transcript has 13 exons. Gene Ontology annotation, molecular function: histone H3K9 demethylase activity. NCBI's taxonomy places the organism in Eukaryota, Viridiplantae, Streptophyta, Magnoliopsida, Brassicales, Brassicaceae. The record is from RefSeq and is marked reviewed. Bases 322 to 2949 code for a protein of 875 amino acids.